Messenger RNA from Hydatigera taeniaeformis, 267 nucleotides. The record is from the annotation of a GenBank genome assembly. NCBI's taxonomy places the organism in Eukaryota, Metazoa, Platyhelminthes, Cestoda, Cyclophyllidea, Taeniidae.
AUGCUCCUCGUCAUGGGUCGACUCUGUCUCCGCGACAUCUUGCAGACGUUGCACGAGUACAGUCGGUUAGGGAAGGCAACGAAGAGUCUCUUCAGUGUCCGAAUGCCCACUGUCCACCCUCGCGAUGUGCAACAGAAGGGAGGAGUAGGACGCGAGGUGGGAGUGGGGUGGGGUGGGGUGGGUUUGGGAUUGGGGAUGAGUAAUGCAGAGGUGGAGGAAGAGUUGGUGGGAAAGUGGAAGGAGGUGGAGGAGGGGGAGAGCAGAUGA